CUAAUGUCUGUCUUGUUAAUUAUGACACCUGCUGAAUGAAGGAAGCAUUCUGAAGGUAAAGAUGGGAUGAAAAGUUGACACUUUCGCCAGUCGUCAUCAUGCUAAAUGCGAAAUGUACACACUGCCAGCAGCCAGGAAGGAGGAACAUCCACUUUUAGGGGAAAUGGCAACAGCGGAGAAUGGAUGACCCACAACAAGAGGAUAGAGAAAAGGACGGCCCUUCAAUGGUGGACACGCACACAUUUUCGGGACUUAUGCAGAUCCCAAAUACACAACAGCAGGCAUCAAUAGGUCAACGCUACAUGACACCACUGACGCCAACUAGCCCACGCCCGUCGUGCACAUCCAUCCAUCCCUCAUCCAUCCAUGGACCACUGUGUUGCUCUUCAAUGCGUCCAGGUUAUCUGCGGCCCCAAGCUCCUUGGUGGCCAUCUUUCACUGAGAGGAGCAGGUCUUCAUCAGGGGACACCUUGGACACGCCGACGGCCCGCUUUGACAGAGUCCACGUUUGCAGGAGACUGAACAGAGUGUCCUUUCGUGUCUCCGUAAUCACAACGUUUAGGAGGAGAAACCGCUGUGACGUGUGGAGAGGACAUUCUUUGUGUCACAGGAAGCUUUGGAUCCAGAAAGUGUCCUUUCCGGUGAGCCCACCGAGUCGAAUGAGUCACAAUGCUGUGACAUGGCUCUUCAAAGGAUACUUCAGCGCGGCCCAAAUGGUUAACGAGAAGCUGAAUGCUCUCACGGCCGAGCAAGUGGUGACGAGAGUGAAGAAUAGUUUGUUGCAGGCUCAAUGA
This is a messenger RNA of Nerophis lumbriciformis (worm pipefish), 794 nucleotides long. The record is from RefSeq and is a predicted model, not a curated record. Lineage: Eukaryota; Metazoa; Chordata; Actinopteri; Syngnathiformes; Syngnathidae.